This is a messenger RNA of Procambarus clarkii (red swamp crayfish), 594 nucleotides long. Its product is annotated as parathymosin. NCBI's taxonomy places the organism in Eukaryota, Metazoa, Arthropoda, Malacostraca, Decapoda, Cambaridae. The record is from RefSeq and is a predicted model, not a curated record.
CACAGCACAAGCACCGAACCUCAACACAUAACAGCCAGCGAGUCUUGCUGUGAAUUUCUACUGCAUCCGCAUCUCAAGUCAGCCUUCAACAUGAAGAUCGCCGUGUUGGUGAUGUUGGCCAUGAUGGCUGGUUUCCAAGUCGCCUCUGUCAGUGGUGGAGAGGCCGAGACAAAGGUGGAGAAAGUGGCGCAAGUGGAGAAGAUAGCAGAGGUGGAGAAGGUGGCAGAGGCAGAGAAACGGGAUGCUGGAAACGCAGAAGGAAUAAAAGAGGAGCGGGGAGGUGAGGAGGGAGAGGAAGAGGUGGAGGAGGAGGAAGAGGAAGGGGAAGAAGAGGAGGACGAAGACUACCACAAUAUAUGGAAGAGAAGCGCAGAGGAUGAAGAUGAGGAGGAUGAGGAUGAGGAUGAAGAAGAAUAGGAAGAAAAUAAGAGGAAGGAGUAAAGAAGAAUUAGCCAGCUUCAUAACUAUGGGAAUGCUUGUUUGGACAAACAUAGGCUUGAGAAGACACUGAUGUGAAUUCUUAUAUUGAAGACGUUAAAAAAGACAGAACCUCAAUUCAUCUUUCUUUCUUAUCUAAAUAUAUACAAAUAUAAU